This is a messenger RNA of Opisthorchis viverrini, 1966 nucleotides long. RefSeq lists its product as hypothetical. Gene Ontology annotation, molecular function: amidase activity; fatty acid amide hydrolase activity. The record is from RefSeq and is a predicted model, not a curated record. The transcript has 11 exons. Bases 8 to 1744 code for a protein of 578 amino acids. Gene Ontology annotation, biological process: fatty acid catabolic process. NCBI's taxonomy places the organism in Eukaryota, Metazoa, Platyhelminthes, Trematoda, Opisthorchiida, Opisthorchiidae.
CCAGCAAAUGUGCAUUUCUGGAAGUCAUCGUCAACUGUUGAAGGGAUUGCUAUAUAUUGGAGGCGCUUGUGUGGCAUCCUACUGGGUGUCUUCUCUUCUGCACGGUUUCUUUAUGCGACGGGAGUAUGCCCGGCGGCGUGAACGCAAGCAACUGGAAAAGGUGGUGGCGAAGAGGGCGUUUGAGAAUUACUUGAAUAAACACCCUAUGCCUGAAGAGGAUAUCGCAAAGAUCACGUCUAAACCUUUCUUGGAAUUGGUUCACCUGUUGAAGUCUGGUCAGCUAGCACCAGAACAAGUACUUUUGGCAUAUCAGCACAAGGCUUUUGAAGUGGACACUCAAUGUAACUGCGUUGUCGAAUUCCUCUAUCCAGACUUUUCAGAAAUCAAUUUGAAUGGUCCGUUUUCCGGGGUACCGAUCAGUUUAAAAGACAAUUAUUCUAUCAAAGGCUGUGAAAGCUACGUUGGUAUGGCUUGUUACCUCACGGGCCCAGCGGACAAGGAUUCAGUCAUGGUCACUGUACUAAAGUCGCUAGGCGCGGUGCCAUUUGUACGGACUGCAGUCCCCCAAGCCAUGCUCAGUGUACUUUCUUCCAAUCCAAUCGAUGGAACUGUGUUCAAUCCACUGGACAUUUCACGCAGUCCAGCCGGUAGCAGUUCUGGUGAGGCUGCUUUGAUCGGUGGCGGAGGUUCCAUCUUGGGAUUCGGAACGGAUCUGGGUGGUAGCAUUCGACUGCCUGUCGCAAUGUGCAAUUGCGUCGGCUUCAAACCUACUCCGGGUCGUCUGAGCAAACGGUUGAUGCUCAAUACGAAUCGGUUUAUGACAACUGAUUCCUCUUGUGGUCCAAUCGCCCGCGAUGUAGACACGUGCAUCACAUUAAUGAAAGCCUUGUUUGAUUCUCCGUUGCAUCAUGAGCUGGACUACUUCGGUGCGCCCUUAUGCUAUUCCACUAAUAUCCCAACGGGGAGACGUCUUCGAAUCGGUUACUUCGUUGACGAUGGGAGCACGCCACCAGUUCCUGCUGCGCAACGAGCCGUGUUAGUGGUUAGAGACAAACUUGCUGCACUUGGACAUGAGCUUGUGCCUUGGCAACCCCCGGUUACGGGCACAGAAUGGCUCACGAUGUUUCUCACUACCUUACUGACUGAUGGUGGAAUGCCCCUCGUCCAAGCACUUCAAUACGACGUUGUUGAACCGUCACUGAAAAAAGGAUUAACGAUUUACGGGGCAUGGUGGAUAACGCGCUACUUCCAACAGUUCAUCGCCAGAUUGCUCGGAAGGCAGAUAGAUUUGCGGCUUAUCCAAGCAUGUUGUGCAGUGCACGACAUCCCAUCGCUAAUGCAACAUCUGGAUGACCUGAAGGCUUUCCGCCAAAGAAUCUAUGACCAUUGGAACCAAGAACGAAUAGAUGCCGUAAUUUGUCCCGCCUUUGGUAUGGCUGCUCCGAUCUCUGCGAAGUCUAACAAAAAAUUCACCGAAAUGUUGACGUACUUGAAUCUUUUCAACAUAGCCAAUAUGCCUGCAGGCUGUUUGCCCUCGGGGAUAAGCGUCGAUGAGAAUGAUAUCGAGGCGCUCAAAAAUUCAGCACCUCCAAGUGGCACCGGUUCCCUUUGGUCCAAAGACGUUAUAGAGCUCCAGGCCGACACACUUGGAUUUCGGGUCAGUGUUCAAGUUGCCGCCGCUCCUUGGAGAGACGAACUCUGUCUUCAUGUGAUGAAAGAAGUGGAAAAGGCUGUUCGGUUGUAGUCUUCACUUUUAUUCAGAAAACUCCGCUGUAAGCUUGCCUUAUUUUUUCACUGAUUCCUUACGCUUCAUUUUAUGCUUUGUUCUUUGCUGCCUGUGUGUUGACUCACAUCACCAAAUGCGUAUUUGAUAUGCAGCACCGAUCAGCCUCACCUCUAAUAUAUCCUUUCCCCCACUUUUUCGGCAUAUUGGAACAAGCUAUAUUUUUAUUAUGGCCGCAUCCAG